Messenger RNA from Lacerta agilis (Sand lizard), 1606 nucleotides. It is a transcript of the gene RSPO3, whose product is annotated as R-spondin 3. The transcript has 5 exons. The coding region runs from base 331 to 1164 and encodes 277 amino acids. NCBI's taxonomy places the organism in Eukaryota, Metazoa, Chordata, Lepidosauria, Squamata, Lacertidae. The record is from RefSeq and is a predicted model, not a curated record.
CCCCCGCAACAUGGUACCUGCCCUGACAGCCACCAGGCGCCUCGCUCCCGGGUUCCCGCCGUUCUCUUUCGCCGUCCUUCCGAGGAGGCUGCCCGGAGGCCACCGUCGGGGCGACUUGAAAGUGCAAUAAUUAAGAGCCCGCGCGCCGCCGCCGCCGCCGCCAGUGACAUUUGUUGGCUCGCUUGUUUGUAAACUAGAAGACGCUCGGGAGCCCUUGUCUCCGAGGCAGGUAUUUCUGCCGCCCUCCCUCCCCCUCCCUCCCCAUUCCGCCGCCUCGUCUUCCUUCCCCUCCGAAAAGGACGAGAGACGGGAACUUCUUACAGGGUUACUAUGCAAUUGCGACUGGUUUCUUGGGUCUUUAUCACUUUGAACUUGAUGGAAUACGUCGGCAGCCAGCAGAACCCUCCCAGAGUCCGGCGGCAGGGAAUGAAUCUCGAUAUGAGCCAAGAUUGCCAAGGAUGUGCAACAUGUUCCCAGUUCAAUGGAUGCUUAACAUGUAAACCUCGACUCUUUUUUUUCCUGAUGAGGAGUCAAAUUAGAGAGAUAGGGAUGUGUUUUUCAUCCUGCCCCAAUGGAUAUUAUGGACAACGGUACCCAGAAAGAAAUGAGUGUAAAAAAUGUAAAGCUGACUGUGAAACCUGCUUCAAUAAAAAUUUCUGCACAAAGUGUAGAAAUGGGUUUUACUUACACCUUGGAAAGUGCCUUGGAAACUGCCCUGACUGGCUGGAAACCAACAACCACACUAUGGAGUGCAACAAUAUUGUGCAUUGUAAAGUUAGUGAAUGGAGCCAAUGGGGUCCCUGCAUGAAGAGAGGGAAAACGUGUGGUUUCAAAAGGGGGAAUGAAACGAGGGACAGAGAAAUCUUACAACUUCCUUCUACAAAGGGGAAACCAUGCCCACAUACAACUGAGACAAAAAAAUGUAUUAGAGAUCCAACAGAGAGAAAGAAAUGCCGGGCAGGAGAAACAGGAAGAAGAAACAGAGAGGAAAGAAUAAAAAAACCAAAGACAGAAGAAAGCAAGGGAAACAGGCAGGAAAACAGUGGCCGAGAAUCUAGAAGACAAAACCGAGGACAACGGGACAACAAAAGUAAAACACAGUUGAAGAAAAGAAGAGCACAGGAUAAACAGCAGAAACCAGUAGCUACCAGCACUGUACACUAAAUCGCCUUUACACCACUGUUUAAGACUUUUGCUGCUGCUAUUUCCACCAGUUCAGCUGGUGCUCCCCAAUUAAGCCACAAAUGGACAAUAUUUCCAGUUAUUCUUAAAUCUUAAAUGACAUUCCAAAUAAUUCCUAUUAUAUUCUUCAUGCAGUCAUAGUUUAUUCAAGAGACUGACAUGAGCCAAGAUUUCUUUUUUUUUACGUAAAAGAAAAACCCUUUAAAUGGAAUACUUUCAAACUGUUAUAUUAUAUGCUUCCAUGCAUCUCUAAGAGGCAAUUUAAAAGUUUUGUAUAUAAUUAUCAAUAUGGUAUAAGGUAUAGCAAUAUAUUGAAUGACAUCUGCGGGGGAGAAGUUUUUCCUUUGUAAAAUAUUUUUUCAAUCUUAUUGUUUAUGAAGCAAGAGAUAUCUAAGUAAAAUAUACAGUAUCCCCUUGUGCAUAA